This is a messenger RNA of Merops nubicus (carmine bee-eater), 765 nucleotides long. RefSeq names its product fibroblast growth factor 23-like. NCBI's taxonomy places the organism in Eukaryota, Metazoa, Chordata, Aves, Coraciiformes, Meropidae. Gene Ontology annotation, biological process: cell differentiation; positive regulation of gene expression; regulation of cell migration. The record is from RefSeq and is a predicted model, not a curated record. Gene Ontology annotation, cellular component: cytoplasm. The coding region runs from base 1 to 765 and encodes 254 amino acids. The transcript has 3 exons. Gene Ontology annotation, molecular function: growth factor activity; type 1 fibroblast growth factor receptor binding.
AUGCCACAGAGCAGUGCCUACAGCUGCCUGGGGUACGUGCUGCUGGCACUCUGCAGCCUGAAGCCCACCCUCUCCUUUCCCAACUCCUCUCCACUGCUGAAUCCCAGCUGGGGGAACGUGGAUCGCCUGAUGCACCUCUACACAGCUACGGAGAGGAACAGCUUCCAUCUCCAGAUCAACGCUGAUGGCUACGUUGAUGGUGUCCCACACCAAACCAUAUACAGUGCCCUGAUGAUCAAGGCUGAGGGUGCUGGCUCAGUAGUAAUCACGGGUGUGAAGAGCGGGCGCUACCUGUGCAUGGACAUGAGUGGAAACAUUUUUGGUUCGCAUUACUUCAGCCAAGAGGACUGCACGUUCAACCACAGAACGCUGGAAAAUGGAUAUGAUGUGUACCAGUCUCCCAAACACAGCUUCCUGGUUAGCUUAGGUAGAGUUAAACAAGCUUUCCUCCCCGGUACGAAUCCACCACCAUACUCUCAGUUUUUGUCCAGGAGAAAUGAAAUCCCCUUGUUUCGAUUCAACACACCCGAGCCCCACAGAAUUACCAGAAGCGCAGACACUGAUCCAAUGGAUCCCCACCAGAUCCUCGUCCCGCAGAGAAAGAUCUCUGUGUUCAGAUCCCAGCUGCAGCAGCAAGCAGACUUCUCCCACAUGCCCAGAGAACCCAUGAGAAUCAACCAGAACGACGUGGUCAACCCCGAUGACCCCCACGCUAUGAUGGAUGCCAGGAGGUACCCAAGUCCUCGCUUUUAUAUUACAAGAUAA